Molecule: messenger RNA, 564 nt
Organism: Culex quinquefasciatus (southern house mosquito)
Lineage: Eukaryota; Metazoa; Arthropoda; Insecta; Diptera; Culicidae
Product: probable helicase with zinc finger domain
Exons: 3
Coding region: 1-516 (171 amino acids)
Source: RefSeq, a predicted model, not a curated record
AUGAAGAAAAUCGCCGACUUCCGGAUCUCGUGGACUCCGCAGCGCCAAUGGGACGCGUCACUCGAUCCAAAGCUCAACUUGAACCAAAGGAGGCGGUCGUCGCCAUCACGACGCCAAUUUCGGUCACGCUGUCUCCGAUCCUGCUGGUUGGGCCCUUUGGCACCGGGAAGACGUACACGCUGGCGCAGGCCAUCAAAAAGCUGCUGCUGCAGCCGGAGUCGAAUUCGGCCGCCGAUUUGUAUAUCAAGGACUACCUGCACCCGUGGGCUCGAGGGUGGUGGGGAGGAGGCCAAACCAUUGCGCGUUUACUAUUACAAGCGCUGGGUCGCCACCGUCAACAGCAUCGUCCAGAAGUACUGUCUGAUCGACCUGAACAUAAACGUGCGCAUCUUUCGGCGGCCAACCGUCGAAAACAUUCUCAAGUAUCGCAUCGUGGUUGUAUCGCUGGACAUUUCGAUGGAGCUGGCCUGGCUCGAUCUGCCCAAGGGACACUUUACACACAUCUUCCUGGACUGAGCGGCCCAGGCCAUGGAGUGCGAGGUGAUCAUGUCGUUGGUGCUGGUG